Messenger RNA from Botrytis deweyae, 2442 nucleotides. RefSeq lists its product as uncharacterized. The record is from RefSeq and is a predicted model, not a curated record. Bases 1 to 2442 code for a protein of 813 amino acids. Lineage: Eukaryota; Fungi; Ascomycota; Leotiomycetes; Helotiales; Sclerotiniaceae. The transcript has a single exon.
AUGGAGAAAUUCCUCAUGAUCUUUAACCCAAAAGGGCCCAAGGAACCAUCAGUUGAUGCUUUUGGCAACUCAGUCUACCAACUUUGGAAGAUUCAUGAUAAAUGGAAUAGAGAAGAUGGAUCAUCUCUAUAUGAAGUCCAAUUUUGGGAAGAUUUUAAAGAUAAGAAUGAAAUCUAUUACUUUGAUGAAGAAUUUAUGAAGAAUAGGUAUGGAGAAAUGGUUGGGAAAUGGGAAGCCUUGUAUGGUGAGGACUGGAAACAGAAGUAUGGUGAGUUGGGGCAUAUUUUGAAUUCAAAAGAUGAGAGAUCAAUAUCAACUCCAAAGAGAAGAUUUGAAGAUACACCAAGUAAGUCAAGAUCGAUUGAGAAGAAAUCGAGAAGUGGGAAUUCUUCCAUGUCGGGUGGAAAUAAUACAGGUAACUCUCCAGUUACUGGUGAUAGUCAUCCAAAGUAUACUUCAAUGCCUACAUCAUUUUCACCCGCAUCAAGAAGUGAAAAUUCUCCCAUUUCAGGUGGGAAUGAUUCAAAUGUGAGUAAUCCUUCACUGGGUAAUACUUCUCGUCCGAAUAAUGGUAAUGCAUAUACUUUACUGCCUCCACCAUUAUUGCCAGAAUCUUCCCAAUCUUCAAGAAGAUUGGCUACAACCCAACAAGGUAAUGUCGGGCUAUCUGGUAACUCUUCUGUCCCUUCUAGAUUUACAAGACGAUUAGCCUCAAGAUCUUCAGGACCAGUCGAACAAUCUGCGAGAGAUCUCACUUCGAAAACUGGACAUCCGGAAUCUCCAUCUACAUCUAGACAACCUGCGAGAAGGAUACCAACAUCCUACCCCUCUUCCCUUGGACAAUCUGCGAAGAGUCCAAUUUCAUCGUCGAAUCAAUCAAGGUCUGUGCCGGUAAUUGGUCCAUCUGCGGAGCAUUCAAAAGUAAGAUUUUCUCCUUUACAAUCCGAACCUUUGGAUUCUCCCGAUCCCAUGGAUAUCGAUACGGAAAUUCAACCGGCAGAGCAACUGAGGGAAAGUAGAUACCGUCUUUACUAUUCAAAAUUCGACGAUGACUUUGAAGAGAUGGUCGACAAAUUCGACGAAAGAGCAUUCAAAGAUAUAAUCAAUUCCAUACUUGAAAAAACUGGAGACGAACUUGCCGCCAUUGAACAAGAAGCUAUAGACGAAUUAGGACCAGAUGGGAAUGUACAAAUGGUUGAUGUUGAUGGUGGAGAGUAUGCCGAAAAUCCUGGAAUGAUACUUGAUGCUUAUUCCGAUCGACUCAUCGAAGCACAUUCAAAAGGUUUGAGAGAAUUGGUGGAUGCUGCUUUGGAUUUAGAAGGUUUACCUUGUGAUAAAUGGGUCAACAAAAGAAGGGAAGAUGGCAAUCUUGAGGUAAUGAAACUCGAACUACUUUUCAUGUCGGCAUGUAUUCAUCCUGAUGUGUUGAAACAUCUUGUUCAAGGAGAUUUGCCAAAAGCUUACUCGGAUCCAUCAAUGAUAUCUAUGAGAGCACAUAUGGCAUCUAUGAUGGAAGGACAUAAGAAAGAAAAGAGGAUUUUCAUUUAUAUCCAUUAUUUGGUCAACGAAAUUGGAGUACCCCCCUCACCCUCAAAAUUGGAACAUGUUUUGAAUAUCGCUGACAUUUACAUUAGGGGAUUCGGUAAACCUAAUGAUCAAGAAUCAUAUCGAAUUUCCAAAAAGAUUGAUGAAAUUAUUGGUACUCACAAGGCUGAACCCGAUGGAAAGAGAAGGUAUAUCAAGGGCAAUACUCAAUAUGAAGUUAUAAAUGAGUGGAUUUCCCUUGUUCGUAAGAGGAUUGAAUUUGAUCAAUUCAAAAAUCGAUGGGAUGAACCAUUAUCUCGUCCCAUUUCCGAAGUCGGAUUUGCAUCAAGUCUUCAACGUUUGGAUCAACAUAGAAAGCAUGUUAGUUCCAAUUACAUUAUGAAUUUGAUUGAAGCUAUCUUUGCAACGGAAGGUGGUAUUUAUAAAAAUCAUCAAUAUGUUAUUUUUAAUUGCGUUGAACCAUGUCAUGGAACAUUUGGGGAAAUUUUAUGUUCCAGGUAUGCUCAAGCUUAUUCAUCACAUGGUGGAGGAUUUUCCCAUUUCGUUGCUGGUGUAAGUGCUGCGAAUUUAUAUAAGCAUGAAGAACAAUAUUGGACUUUAGUUAAAGAAGAUUUGAUAGAAUCAAAUUGGUUCAAACCAAAUAUUCGAAAGGAGAUGAAGAAAUUACGGGAGGCAACAAGGAUUCAUCAAAGAAUUCAAACUUCAGCAGAAGAACAAGAUGAACAAUUGGAAGAGAUGAUUGAUACAACGAAGAAACUGCGAGAUUUGAAAGGACAUUUGGCGGAUAGUAAAGAGAAAGUCUUGAAAAAGACGGAUGAGUAUUUGAGUGAGAUGGAUUCUAUGUUGGAACUUUUAGAAUUGAUUGAAUCUGGUGAUUUAGAUGAUUUAGAUGAUUAG